CCUUUGCCAACAAUCUGGUUUUGUAAUCUUCAUUGAAUUGCAGUCAAGCAUUUAUUCCAUAAAGGAAGUAUUAAUAUAUCAUACACCUACAAACUGGUUUAAACUUGUUAAAAUUUUGGCAGUGUUUGGAUAUUCAUACAGAGUAACACAGAUCAAUCAUGGCUGUCCCUGGUAAAAAAGUACUACUGAACUCAAGCCUGUCUCAAGGUUCUGGAGAAGAUUUUGAAGUUUUCUGUCAGCCAUGCGACAGAGAUGACCUCAGGCUCCCUGUCGCUGGGUACUGUGUAGAUUGUGAAGAGCACCUGUGUGACUCGUGCUUUAACACCCACAGAAGACCAAAACCACUUCAACAUCAUAAACUUCUAGAUAAAGACAACAUGCCACACACUCAGAAUCUGUCUACAAUGUCUAGUUCUACUAAUGUUGGACAGACAGGUGAUCUUACAUCUCCUUGCUCUAAACACACGAAAGAAGUGAUCAAGUUCUACUGUCAUGACCAUAAAGCACUUCUAUGCAGUGUAUGUGUGACCCUUGACCAUACCCGUACAUCCUGUCAGGUUGACAACAUACCUGAUAUAUCUGGAUACACUAUCGACAGCAUCCAGUUCAAAGACACUCUUAAAGAGCUUGACAAAAUGACCGAGAAAUGUCAUGAGAUUACAGUAGAUUUGAGACAAAUGGUUGCAAAAUCAAACACUUCUUUGACAAAUGUUCUUGCAGAAAUCAAACAGUUCAGGGACGAGAUUAACCACAGGUUAGAUGAACUUGAAAAGGAAACUUCAGAUGCAGCAAAUGCCCUAAAACAAGAGAAUGACACAAGGUUGAAGACUACAGAAGAAACAUGUGAUAAUGUCAGUAAAGCUCUAAAAGCAUCAUCUGAUAUGAUAGAAGAAGUCAACACAACCAAGAAAGCAGACAGACUUUUCACUGAGCUUAAAAAUGCGGAGCAACUGAUCAGAGACAGUGAAAAAAGAAUGCUGCAAGUAAAAUCCACUGGAGCUACAAAAGAAUAUACAUUUGAUCCAAGUCAAGCCAUUCAAUCACUUCUUCAAAAUGAGAAGUCACUAGGUACAUUAACAGCUAAAAUACAAAAACAGCCAAGUCCUCCUUCAGUCAAAGCUUUAAAAUCUAGGAUAAUUUCACAUCAUAAAAACUUAUGUGUCAAGACAUUAUCAGAUAAAACAGAUUGUUUCAUAACCGGAAUUGCAGCCUCUUUUCCAAACCAAGUAUUUCUAGCAGAUUAUAACAAUUACUCAAUUAAAAUGGUAGAUAUAAAUAGUGAAGCUAUUCAACAACUGAACCUAGAUUCAUAUCCCUGGGAUAUCACCACAACCACCAGAGAUGAACUUGCUGUAACAAUGCCAGGUAACCAUACAAUACAGCUGAUAUCCUACUCCUCAAACAGACUCUCUAAGAAAAACACACUUAAAGUAGAUGGAUUGUGUUAUGGUAUUAGUAACUGCCAGGGGAAAUUUGCAGUAACAUUUCAGAGACCGGCAAAACUGCAAAUCAUCGGCUUGAAAGGCACUGUACUAACAACAGUCAUAACAAACUCAAAUGGUGAAAACAUGUUCAGUAACCCAGAAUAUGUGACUACCAACAGCAAUGCUAUCUAUGUAUCUGACUAUGCAAUGCAGACAGUUAUCUGGUUAAAUUGGCAAGGAGAAGUAAUGGGUAGUUAUGGAGGGAUGGGAGCUCCACAAGGUAUUGCCAUGUUAGAUGAUGGAUCAUUCUGUGUGAGUGACAUGCAAACAGGCAAAUGUAACAUACUCAAUGUAACUGGUGACUGUAAAGAGAGUACAACUGUACUCAAGGAUUUAGAUAGUCCAAUGGCUAUUUGCAGGUGUGAUGCUACCAAAACGUUUCAAGUCAGUAACCACAGUGAUGACAAAAAAGAAAUGAACAUCAUUCAAAUCUACGAGAUGUCAUAACACAGAGAAACGAUUUUCUUCAGAUAUAACAUCAAAGUGUAAAUUAUAUCAAAAUAAUGUAAAAGUUAUUUUAGGUAAUUGCCAUAUUCUUAUAGUCAUACAUGGAAAAAAAGCUUGAACUCAGCUACCGAAAUAAUUUGCUGACCAGUGGAUUAUAUCCAUUUGGCUUCAGUAUACACAAUUUUAUGAAGGUGCACAUACCGAGUCAGUUAGUUUAAACAAUAUUUUAUUUUUGAAGCAACAUACACAUAACAUGUACAACAAAUUUUCACAUAUCAAAUACAUGGAUUGGAAAACAAGCUGAUAGCUUA
Mercenaria mercenaria is the source of this 2242-nucleotide messenger RNA. RefSeq names its product E3 ubiquitin-protein ligase TRIM71-like. Bases 159 to 1931 code for a protein of 590 amino acids. Gene Ontology annotation, cellular component: chromatin; nucleoplasm. Gene Ontology annotation, biological process: positive regulation of DNA-templated transcription. NCBI's taxonomy places the organism in Eukaryota, Metazoa, Mollusca, Bivalvia, Venerida, Veneridae. The record is from RefSeq and is a predicted model, not a curated record. Gene Ontology annotation, molecular function: zinc ion binding; ubiquitin-protein transferase activity. The transcript has 2 exons.